GCAGGGGGCGGAGGCGGAGGUGGAGGCGGCGGUAGAGGAGAGGGCAGGACGGCCCGGGUACCCCCGCUCGCUCGGGCUCGUGGUCGCGCUCGCGCCGCAGGGAGGUAGGAGGCGCGCGUGGGGAAUCCCCGGGGCGGGCGGCGUCCGGCGUCCUCCCGUCUCCGCCCUCCCCGGCUGCCCCCUCGCAGGGCCCCGCGAUCCCCCCCGGCCCCGAAACUCAGAUGGCUCAGCGUAUGGUCCUCAGGAGAUUCCUGGCCCCCGUCUUCUCCAGGAAGCUCCCUCAGUGUCACCGGGCACCUCUUCCUCCUGAGCUUCUAGCCCAGGGCAGCCCUCGUAGACCCGCUGCUGCACCCAGUCUGGCCCGGACAUUCUCUACCACCAAGAUCUCCAACGUUACCUUUAACGUCCAGGAUGGGCCUGACUUUCAGGACAGAGUUGUCAACAGUGAGACACCAGUAGUUGUGGAUUUCCAUGCACAGUGGUGUGGCCCCUGCAAGAUCUUGGGGCCCCGGUUAGAGAAAAUGGUGGCAAAGCAGGAGGGGAAGGUGCUGAUGGCCAAGGUGGACAUUGACGACAACACAGACCUCGCCAUUGAGUAUGAGGUUUCUGCUGUGCCAACUGUGCUGGCUAUCAAGAAUGGGGAUGUGGUGGACAAGUUUGUGGGCAUCAAAGAUGAAGACCAGCUGGAGGCUUUCCUCAAGAAGCUGAUUGGCUGCUGAGCUGGGGCCCUCCUAGAAGAACUCUAGUCCUUUCCAGUCCCUACCUGUCUAGCCCCCCCUUGGCCCAUCCUAUGUCUUUCUGGGGAAGGGGUUCUUCAUCUCCAAACUUGGGAACCAAGAGCAUUUCCCAGUUAUCUGACUGCAGAGGACUGGUCUUUAGGGAAGUGGUGCUGCUGCUGAUGACCAUGGGGGUUAGGGCUGGGGAUGGGGGCUUGGAGUUUUUCUCACCUUCCCAUGCUUGAUUCCCUACCCCCCCCCCCUCCCAUCCCCACCACCAAGCCCACCCUAACCUAGGUCCCAGUUGUGGCCAUCUCCAGAGGAGACUGGAGAGGGGCCUGCACAGGGCUACUUAAUAGUGGGGUCACCCUGUUUUGACUGUGAAAUUUUUAUUCUUGUCGUCUGGUACCUGUGCUUUAUCACAGAGGCUCCGGGACCCUGUGCCUGACCUACUUGCCACAUUUUCUCCUCUGAUGCUGUUUUGUAAAAGAAGAGAGAGUUAUACAUACAUAUGUAUAUGUAUGUAAAAUUCCCUCAUUUUGUAGGUCUGUAAUAAAGAGAGCUUUACUGAUCACUUCUA
This is a messenger RNA of Trichosurus vulpecula (common brushtail), 1296 nucleotides long. It is a transcript of the gene TXN2, whose product is annotated as thioredoxin 2. Gene Ontology annotation, molecular function: protein-disulfide reductase activity. Gene Ontology annotation, biological process: cell redox homeostasis. Gene Ontology annotation, cellular component: mitochondrion. The record is from RefSeq and is a predicted model, not a curated record. Bases 222 to 719 code for a protein of 165 amino acids. Lineage: Eukaryota; Metazoa; Chordata; Mammalia; Diprotodontia; Phalangeridae. The transcript is spliced from 4 exons.